CCGGAGACGGUGCCGGCGGCGGGGAUCGGGCCGGGGCAGCGGAGCGGGGCCAUGGUGAAGAUAGGCGUCCAGCAGCCCCCGGCAGCCUCAAGCCGGAGAAGGAGAAGGCGGGGGAGAUGGGGCGGUGGGCUCCGUGCCGCUGCCCCGGGCGCCGAGGAGGCAGGUGCUGUGGUGCACAGCCAGAGGUCAUCGCUCAGCGGGGUGUGCUACCUGACCAUGGGUCUGCUCAUCCUGCUCCUGGGCUUGGUCUUUGCAUCGAUGUAUGUGUACAGAUACUUCUUCAUUACCCAGCUGCCCCGUGAGAGUGUGUUUCACUGUGGUGUCCUUUAUGAAGAUUCGCUGUACUCGCCCUUCAAAGGGCAGCUGGAGCUGCACGAAAAUGUCAAGAUUUACCUUGAGGAAAACUAUGAGCAAAUCAAUGUUCCAGUGCCCCAGUUUGGAGGGAGUGACCCAGCGGACAUCAUCCACGAUUUCCAGCGAGGUCUGACAGCCUAUCAUGACAUAACCCUGGAUAAGUGCUACGUCAUCGAGCUGAACACCACUAUCGUGAUGCCUCCUCGCAACCUGUGGGAGCUGCUGGUUAAUGUCAAGAAAGGGACAUACCUGCCUCAGACAUACAUAAUCCAGGAGGAGAUGAUUGCCACUGAGCACAUCAGUGAGAUGGAGCAGCUUGGGUCCUUCAUCCACCGGCUCUGCAGAGGCAAGGAGACCUACAGGCUGAAGAGGAGGAGCCUGAGGAGACGUAUCAGUCGACGUGAGGCUGGAAACUGUCAUCGGAUUCGUCACUUUGAAAACACUUUUGUGGUCGAAACUGUUAUCUGCACAAAAUCAUGAAGCCACGUUCCAGAUGCAAACUUCCUUGGCUUUGCUUGCACACACAUGCUUUCAGCCCUCUCUUUAGACAUGGUAAUCUGUCUUACUUUUUUUACUCCUUCCCCUGCUUGUGCAGCUCUAACCUCUUGGGUCCGUUGUGGCCUCACAGUGGAUUCUCUUUUCUCCCUGCUACAUACCUGAGACAUUUGCUGGGCUUAAAUUUACACAGGGGUAGAAGAUAACCUGGGAAUAGAUGCAAUUUCUUCCACAUCAGAGGACAGGAAUGUCUUCUAGGAGCAGGUUGGAGUAGAAGGGAUGGCUGAGAAAUAGGAAUGCUGGAAACAAGUUCCAUUUUCCUGGCAGAGUGAUUUCAGGCUGGUGCAAUGCUUUGGGGCUGCCUUGGCACCGAAACAGAAGGUGAUAUGUACAGGAGGAGGGUUACCAUUCUGAUGUUGAUGUAGUGACCAGAAAUAUGUAACCAGAUGCACUCAGGAGAAGAAUAGUUGUGAGGCUAUGGACUGGGCAAUUCAGGAUGCUCAGCAGGAGGAGGGAUUCUGCCCAGACGAUGCUGUGCUGGUCCCAGCUUGCUGUGUGCUGUCCCCCUGAAGACCAGAAUUCAAACAUUGAAAGCAUGUUGUUGUUUUUAUACUGGCUCCUGGACUCAGUCCUCACCACGUCUCCUCCUGAACGUGGCAGAGCUCAGUGUGACCCAGGGAGCAAUGCAGGGUCUCCUAAUGGGUGUCCAGGGUGAGCAAGAGGACAGGGAAAGGGGCAAUGAGGUGGCCUGGGAAUGCCAUGAGUGACACAGCAUGUCCUUCUUCCUCAGCCACAAAGCAGAAGGUGAAGUGCAAGGCUGUGUAGCUUUUUCUCUUAACACACAGUCACAUCUGCUGUGGAUCUUGAGCAGACCUGUUGUCAUUUUGCCCAGGUGAAUAAAAAGGUGAAUCUUCAAUACAAGGUGUCAGAGCUCUAGUGAUGUCCCAUCUAUAGGAGACAUACAGACAUAGGUGGAGCUGGAUGGUUUACUCCAGCCUUGUGUCCGUCCUGGCCAGCUCUGCUUUCCUGGGAAGGUGAGUUAUAUUCACACACGUCUUUCUUCCUGAGUUGGUGAGAUCCCAUCUGUGUGUGGAUGAGGUGCCAUGCCUACCUGCAAGGUGGUAUGAGCAGCAGAACUGAUAAUUACUGGCAAGUGCAGAGGAAGAACUUGUUUGUUUUGUUUUGUUUUUUAAUAGAGAGAAGAGAGAGAGAGUAUUCUUGUAUAACUCCUGAUGAAAGCUGUUUGGAUAGUAAUUACUGUAGCCCAGCCAUGUAUCACAUUAUCUGCAGGCACUGUUGUAGUGCAGAUACUGAUACAAGGCAAGAUUCAGCUGAUCAAUACACUGCAGAGAAGUUGUGUGAACAAAACUGUAUUUCUAUUGAUCAUCAGACAGAAAAAUUGCAGAGUAAUUAAAUAUUCUUCCCUCUGUUCCAUAAAUAUAGUUAAAAUUAAUUAGGUUCUUGAAGUGCAGGCAGUUUUUUGGCUUGAAAGAAUGGGGUGAGUUUCAACUUGGCACAUCCUUGUUAAUUGGUUUCCAGCAAAUCUGGACUUGUUCACCAUCUGUUGAAAUGAGCUUGUUGUUUUUGAAGAGGAAGGGUAAAGUAAAUGCAAGUACAAUCAUUAACUCAGCAGAACCAAAAGAGUAUAUUUUAGAUUAAAAUUUUAAAGUAAUAAAUAAUGCUGUAAGUUAAUUAUCUGAAAACAAGACAGGGUCCCAAAAUGAUAGUCACGUAAUGCAAUUGGAAUUAGUAUGUCCUUAGAGACUGAGAGUUCUUGAUGUUGUGGGGUUUUUUUGUUUGGGUUUUUGUUUUGGGUUUAUUCUUUAUAAACAUAGCUCUAAUCAUUAAGGGUCAACAGGUAGAGAUGGACACUUUCAUUUCAGUCCGCUUGCUUCGUGCGUUUCAUGCAAGUUGGUAAGGAAAGAUUCCCACAGCCAGAGGGAUUUUUGCUUUUCUAGUGUUGUGUUUUUCCAGUGAUAACUUUGCUAGCCAUUACCUUUCAUUAUGUAGUGGAUGACAAGAAGGCUCAAAGAGCUGAUUCUCUUAAUGGCAGUACCCCAGACUGGUAAAUUUAAGCCCCAUUUCUCAGAACCUAAGCCUGCACACAGGUGAGCACACACAUCUUUCCCCCUCCUUUCCAAUUCUGCAUGAAUUAACUGGUCAUUGAAUAUGCUAACUCUGUGCAAUCCCGCAGCUGUAAGGUCAAACCUUGGUUCUUUAAGGUGAGCUAAUGUGGUCACUGUUCCAUAGGAUGAGAAUGCAGUUGUCUAGGAAGAAAACAUAAGAUGCUUUGUAUAUUUUGUCUGGUAGGACUCUUACUUCUUAGGAAAAAUCCAUGGGAUAAUAAAAUCUUUUACCU
Calypte anna (Anna's hummingbird) is the source of this 3208-nucleotide messenger RNA. It is a transcript of the gene ITM2C, whose product is annotated as integral membrane protein 2C. NCBI's taxonomy places the organism in Eukaryota, Metazoa, Chordata, Aves, Apodiformes, Trochilidae. The coding region runs from base 52 to 834 and encodes 260 amino acids. Gene Ontology annotation, cellular component: plasma membrane; extracellular exosome; Golgi apparatus. Gene Ontology annotation, molecular function: amyloid-beta binding. The transcript is spliced from 6 exons. Gene Ontology annotation, biological process: negative regulation of amyloid precursor protein biosynthetic process. The record is from RefSeq and is a predicted model, not a curated record.